Mya arenaria is the source of this 2934-nucleotide messenger RNA. RefSeq lists its product as uncharacterized. The record is from RefSeq and is a predicted model, not a curated record. Bases 78 to 1733 code for a protein of 551 amino acids. The transcript is spliced from 5 exons. NCBI's taxonomy places the organism in Eukaryota, Metazoa, Mollusca, Bivalvia, Myida, Myidae.
UAUGGCCCAGUUCGUGCGGUAAUAACAUAUUUAUUUUGAGAUAGCAGAAGGAAGAAGGAUACCUGAAUGUGAACGUGAUGGAAUUCACAGAACUCAUUAUCAGCAAAUCAGCCAUUAACGAACGGGGAAAAGACAGUAAUAGGUCCCAAAGUGCCCCAACAGAUGAAAACGUGUAUGUCUGUGAUUCGAUGGACACACGAGAACAUAAAGCCUAUAGAUAUGGCAUGAGAAGAAUCCAAACAGCUGUUUCAAAAUGCAAUGCACAUAUUGAUGAUAAAACCAAAACGUCAAUAUAUCAAGGCAAGAUUGCAUUGUGCGCGUCCCAGGAUUGUUAUUUGCAAAAAGUGUUUCAAACAAAACACAACUUUGAACAGAUGACCCUUUCGAAGAUACAAAAGCACAAACCUCGUGAUUCUCCUAUUAUUUUUAUCGUUUCAAGCUCUGAGAAGGCAAAGAUUGAGAAGUUUUGCACCAACAUUGAACCCGAUCAAAAAGAUAAGAAAUUGGUUUGCGUUUUAGUUGUGGACGAAAAUGGUGGUAACGAAAAACCCGUUGUUGCCCCAAGAGAGUAUGGCUUUUUGCAGCGAUGUUCAAAAACAGAGCAAAUAGCUUGUUGUGUUGAUGAUUUAUUAGAAAGACACAUGUUCAUGUUCUAUGAGAAUGUUUUGAAGGCAUAUUUUCGCUCAAUAUCCAGACAAAAUCAUCCAGAAAAUGAUGAAGUUCUUAGUGAAGCGAAAGCGUUGCACGAAAAAUUUGAAGUACCCUUACCUGACUGGCUGCAGCAACAGGCAAACUCUGUCAUCGACGUCUGCGAUGAUAAAUAUCUUUUCAACAGUUUGAAACCGGUAUUCUGUGAGCUGAAGAAAAUGUCUUCGGUGUUUGACAUUGUUCCAGUAACAAAACAUGUGGUUAUUAAAGUUCUGAAAGCUUCAACCGAAAAAGAAACUGCUCAAAACGUUGACGCAGUAAGGAAAGUGUUCGAGAAAUGGAAAAUAAAAUCAGAGUUAUUUGAAAUCAAGACGAUUGUAUUCAAAAAAUCCGCUGAUUAUAAAUAUAACAGUGGCGACGAAAUAAACGUUCGUGAAAGAAUUGGAACCUUGAGCGGUUUUGCAAAGAUGGUCGACGCUAAAACGAAUGAAGAUAUGGUUGCAAUUUUAUCUGGACACGUCGCUGGGAAUGAUCCGGCCUUGAACAUAAAAGAAGAAACUGUUGGUAAUAUUUUGCCAAGGCCUUCAAGCGAUUGUCUUAAUGCUGAUAUCUCUGUUGCAAAAGUAUCAAAGGAAACAUCGCAACAAUGUGACAAGAAGUUUAGAAACGAGGAUAGUGAACGCUUAAACGCAGUACCUCUGAAAACAGAGGAAUUGAAAAAGACACGUUUCGAAAGAGUUCACAUUUGGGGAGCAAAAUCUAAGCCAGGAAUUGCCCAAGUCAAAGAACACGGAUUUCUCCCACCAGAAGAAGUCGGAAAUUUCAUUUACCUUGUAAAAGAGUCGGAUGCUUCGAGCCAAUCUACUUGGCAACAAGGCGACAGUGGCGCAAUGGUUCUUUCUGAAAGAUAUCGAAAGGAAGAAGAUCAAACUAUGCGUGCAAUUGGACUAUUGAUGGGAGAAAGUGUUGAAGAAGAUGGCAAGAAAUAUGUUGUGUCACCAUUGCAGAGUGGUUUUGAUUAUCUUUCGAUUGAUCACGACGCAACAUUUUCACUCUACAGCGAUGAUAGUAAUGAAGGAGAAUAAGAUUUCCUUCAAGGUAAGUGUUUCGACUUGAGUUGGAUUAAACACAAAUGAUAAAUAUAUUUCUACUUAUUGUUUUUAUCAGGAUAAUUAUCAUUUUAAACCACACGUAGAUGCUUGGAUAUCGUGUUUGUUUUAAAGGACAUGUACCUGCAUAACUAUAUACUUUCAAUUAUUUUCUUCUGCUCUUUUAUUAAAUAGAAAUUUGAAGCAGAAAUGUAGUAACGCAGUAAACUGCUUCAGCAAGUGAUUUUAGCCAUUGCCUCCCCGAAAAUGAUUCAUUUAUUGUACUAACUACGGCAUUCGUGGUUAGAUUACAACCAAGCGUAAUGUUUCCUCGCCAUCGCCAUUAGAUCAAUAUAUAUGCAAAAAGCUACAGAAACAUGCUCAGUAGCAAAAAGCAAUGACAAAACCUCUUUCAAAAACGAUGUAGACUUGCUAUUUGGUUUAUCGCUGUAGUAUGCAUUGAAUUAGUUUAAACUUUAUUUAAUUUUACAACGAUUGUGAAACAAGCUAUUACAAUUUAAAUAUAUCACUCUCGUUGACACGAUGCUGCGCGAGAGUGUGGUCUUGUAGUGUAGGGAAAACUGAAAAACCCGGAGAAAACCCACUUGUCCGGCUUUGUGACCACUAAGCAAACUCACAUGCGCCCAGACAAGGAAUCGAACCCGGGUCGCCUUGGUGAAAAGCGAGUGCGUUAACCACUUCGCUAACUGGACAACCAAUUUUGCACAUUUAUUUCAAACCUAAACAGCGUUGACAUGCUCAACUCCUUUUUGUGUUGUUAAUAUUUAUUUACUUCGCCUCGGUUUGGAAGAAACAUGCUCGAGUCUUUUCGCAGGGGGUGCAGUGGUAACUAGUACCGGUGUUCACCAUGAGAGACGAUGAGAACUGAGAUGAUUUUGAGAUAUGAAAUCAGCACAUUUAUGCGUGUAUAUCUUUCUGCAUACACUUAUAAUUAAUAUCGAUAAACAAGACAACUUUCAUGGCAACAUCAUGUAACUCCGCAGUGUUUGUCAAUUUCAUAGAACAAAUAUGUUUUAUAGUACCCUGAAAACUUCAGGGACAAGCCCUGUAGAUAUUUGUUUCCCAUAAUGUACUUUGUAUUUUCAAUAUAUGCAACGUACCUUUGUUUAUAAAAACAAACUUAAUGUUUACGUUUUUUAACCAGGUUUUCAACGAAAACCGGGUUAUUAGAAUGAGG